Molecule: messenger RNA, 2828 nt
Organism: Coccidioides immitis RS
Lineage: Eukaryota; Fungi; Ascomycota; Eurotiomycetes; Onygenales; Onygenaceae
Product: mRNA cap methyltransferase
Exons: 3
Coding region: 181-1965 (594 amino acids)
Biological process (GO): 7-methylguanosine mRNA capping
Cellular component (GO): nucleus
Molecular function (GO): mRNA 5'-cap (guanine-N7-)-methyltransferase activity
Source: RefSeq, a predicted model, not a curated record
CUCUUUUAUUUUAAUUAUUUUAUCGUUAUUAUUUUUACACUUGACAUUGAAAUUUCUUCUUUCUUUCUUCUUUCUUUUCCCCUUGCAGACCGGGACCCAAUCCUCCGAGCCAGGGUGAGUGGAGAUCUGCGCUAACCUGUUGUGAAGGAUGCCACAGCGCCAAAGCCGCUUCAUCCUAUCAUGAGUCCUGUUCCCACGACAGUUGAGAAUCGUCGCCAUACUUCUUCAAAGGUUCAGUCCAACUUACCUUUAGACGCAAUGGAGUCCUCGAAAAUCGAAAAUUCCUCAUCACCUUCCGAGGACGUUACGGCUGAGCAGAAUAGCAUCGACCGGAAGGGAUCCCAAGUUCGCGACGCCGAAACGUCAAAAGAUGAUCAUCAAAACUCGACUCAAGGGGCUGCUUCCCCGAUAGGGAAAACUGAAAAGCCAGUAACGGCAGAAAGAGCGUCGCCUGAUGGAGCGCAUAGUGAUAAGAAGAGAAAGCUAACUGACGAACCGGCGGAGAACCCAGCAUUAGACAAAGACCAGCAUCGUACCAAACGCAAGCGGCUUCAGGAACGCCUUCAGAAGAAUCGCAGACGUGGAAAGACUCCUCCGUCAGCUUACUCUCGUAGGGAUGACGGUCCUCGAAUCCAGCCUGACGCGCGACCACCCAGAUCACCAUCACCCAUAACGCGUUCACCCUCCCCAUCUGCUGCUCCUAUACGCCAGCGUAAACGACCAGGUGGUGGAGCACGUAUCAAUUCUGCAAAUAUGGAAGCUUUAAAACGAAGACAAGAAGAGAGAGAACGGAAACGAGAAGAGGAAGCACAAAGAGAGCUUCGUGAUCGUGGAGUACAUGAUGUCGUUCGGCAACAUUACAACGCCGUUCCUGAACGAGGUCGAGAAUGGCGUAAGACUGACAGCAAGAUUAAGGGGCUCCGAAGUUUCAAUAACUGGAUCAAAAGCACAAUUAUUCAAAAAUUCUCUCCCGAUGAAGAUUUCUUGGCGAGAAAUAAUGGCAAUGGCUGGACUGGAGGGCCUCCAACGGCACCUGACGAGGAGAAGCGAUUGAUUGUGUUAGACGUGGGGUGCGGCAAAGGAGGUGAUCUGGGGAAAUGGCAGCAAGCACCUCAACCUGUUGAGCUUUACGUUGGCCUAGACCCCGCAGAAGUAUCUAUCGAUCAGGCUAGAGAUCGAUACAACGGCAUGAGACACGAUAGGCGACGACGGAGGGGAAAUCCUUUGUAUCAUGCUGAAUUCCACGUAAAGGAUUGUUUUGGCGAAUCGCUUGCCAACUUAUCCAUCAUCCAGCGUGUUGGGAUCGAUACCAACAUCGGCCCGAAUGGGUCUCUAAUGAGUUCCCGCUGGGGUGGUGGUGGAUUCGACGUCGUCGCGUCGAUGUUUACUAUGCACUACGCAUUCGAAAGCGAGGAAAAAGCUAGACAGAUGCUUCAGAACGUCGCUGGUGCACUUAAGAAAGGUGGAAGGUUCCUUGGUGUUGGACCAAAUUCAGAUGUUCUCAGCGCCAAAGUAGUGGAGUUCCACAAGAAGCGCAAAGAACAGUUGGCUGCCGCUGGGGCACAGGAGGCGGACAGCAAGGAGGAAGGGAAAUAUGCAAGUGAAGUGCUCGAAUGGGGAAAUAGUAUCUAUCGUGUGAGAUUUCCCCGCGCUACCCCUGAAGAUGGAAUAUUCAGGCCUGCCUUUGGGUGGAAGUACAGCUACUUUAUGGAGGAGGCAGUUGAAGAGAUUCCGGAGUAUGUGGUGCCCUGGGAAGCCUUUCGAGCCCUGACUCAGGACUACAAUCUGGAGCUGCAAUAUCGCAAACCAUUCCUCGAUGUUUGGCGGGAGGAAAAGGAUGAUCCUAUACUGGGUCCGCUGAGUGAGCGGAUGGGUGUCCGAUCAAGAGAUGGCACUCUGAUGGUCAACGAGGAAGAACUUGAAGCUGCAAGCUUAUAUCAUGCAUUCUGCUUCUAUAAAGUGUAAUUUAUGCGUGUAUCCCUUAUGCCACAACGCACCAGUCGCUCUCCUUUUGUACCUAUGUAGACGAUGUGGGUGAGAAUUUUAGGUCUGGAGUAUCCUUCCUCCUUAGACAAUCUGAAUCCUCCAAAGCUAGUCCCCGAAUUAUGGGCCCGAGAAAGUACUAAAAUGAAAAUGAACGAGCGCUUGCUAUGGCCAAGACCCGGCUGUUCUCCAGUCAAAUGUAAAUAAGAUCGCAAGAAAAGACCAAAAAAAAAAGAUUAUUCUCAGGAUAUCAUGUAAACGCCUGUCUCUUCAUUCCUUCGCCGGGUCCUUAUCCUCAAGUGUAGAAACUAGAGUCGCAUUCUUAUGUUCAGCAUUCAGAAUCGCAUUCUCAACUGCGGCUUGCACGUCCAUAUGGAAGAAUGGACGGUUGAUGCCAUGAACAUUAGCAAUCCUCCUUGGGAUUCGGAUCAGCUCUUUCCUUCCAGCGCCUCGGUUGCCGUACGGCUCAAUCUCGUCGAUGCCGUCAAUCUCGGAGCUCUCAGACGCUUUAUGCGUUGUGAUAGAAUCAGCUUCUGCGCCCGAAAGCGCUGCCACGCUAAAUAUAGGCUUCCAGUGGCCAAGUGAUUCUAUUGAUCCGGAACUCGGAUAACCAAAGCCUGCUGCGGACAGUGCACGCUUUGUCCAGCGGUUAUUAAUGCUAGAAAAGUGCCACUCGACGAUUUCGGGGGCAGCAUAGCGGUCGAGUUGAUUUCGAAUGUCGAUGAGUCCUUGGAUGGACGUUACAUCGACGUUGUUAACCGCUGAGAAGUCAAGGAUGACUGCACGGAGAAUUGGGCGAUUGUCGUUGAUAUUGAUUUGCUCCCCAUUUCGUGGGCCAGGGUCAU